Messenger RNA from Megachile rotundata (alfalfa leafcutting bee), 1744 nucleotides. It is a transcript of the gene Alg7, whose product is annotated as Alg7 dolichyl-phosphate N-acetylglucosaminephosphotransferase. The record is from RefSeq and is a predicted model, not a curated record. Lineage: Eukaryota; Metazoa; Arthropoda; Insecta; Hymenoptera; Megachilidae. Gene Ontology annotation, molecular function: UDP-N-acetylglucosamine-dolichyl-phosphate N-acetylglucosaminephosphotransferase activity. Gene Ontology annotation, cellular component: membrane. Gene Ontology annotation, biological process: dolichol-linked oligosaccharide biosynthetic process.
UGCAAGGGCACAAUUGCCCGUUGCCCGUUACACGUCAGUGGAUUAUAUCGCGUUAGCAUGUUCAAAUAUGAGAGAAGUAAUGUAUACAUUUGGAGAUGGUUUUUUUCUUAAAGAUAAUUACACUUGCUUUAUCUACAAUAAGAAAAGAUACAUAAUUGAUAACACCUGUCUUCAGCCACGUUAAAUAAUCAUUCGAAUCCAUAUGACUUGUUUUAUAUUUUUACCAGUGUCUAUUGUAUUCAACUCUUUUACACUGUUUUUAUCAAAACGUUCAAUAUGGAAUACAAUGACGAUACAUGGAAAUUUAUUUUUCCACUUUUUAUUAAUUUCGCGAUGUCAAUUAGUGUGUAUUUUUUAACUAUACGUUUAAUUCCAAAGAUAAAAGACAUGUUUAUUAAGGCUAACCUAUAUGGUAUUGAUAUGAAUAAAAGUAGUGGUGAAAAAGUGCCAGAAGCAAUAGGUGUUGUUACUGGGUGUCUGUUCCUUAUAACUCUUUUUCUGUUUAUUCCCAUACCAUUUACAAAUUAUAUAUUUAAUGACACAAACUUCCCUCAUAGUGAGUUUAUGGAAUUUUUGGCUGCUCUACUUUCAAUUUGUUGUAUGUUACUUUUGGGUUUUGCUGAUGAUGUUUUGGAUCUACGUUGGCGGCACAAAUUAUUAUUACCAACCAUUGCUUCUUUACCACUUUUGAUGGUAUAUUACAUUAAUUUUAACUCUACAUUAAUUAUUGUACCAAAACCAUUAAGAUCAUGGCUAGGUUUCUCUGUGGAUCUUUGGAUAUUUUAUUAUUUAUACAUGGGAAUGUUGGCAGUAUUUUGCACAAAUGCCAUAAAUAUAUUGGCUGGUAUAAAUGGUCUAGAAGUUGGUCAAAGCCUGAUAAUUGCACUAAGCAUUCUUAUAUUUAAUAUAAUAGAAUUAUCAGGAAAUCUUUGGAAGGCACAUCAGUUUUCAUUAUAUUUUAUGAUUCCAUAUAUUGCUACUUCAUUAGGCUUAUUGAAAUUUAAUUGGUAUCCAGCUCAAGUAUUUGUAGGUGAUACUUUUUGUUAUUUAUCUGGCAUGACAUUUGCUGUUGUUGGCAUCAUUGGCCACUUUAGUAAAACAACGUUGUUGUUUUUCAUUCCACAAAUAAUUAAUUUUCUUUAUAGUGUACCUCAAUUAUUUCAUUUUAUACCAUGUCCUAGACAUAGAUUACCAAAAUAUAAUAAAGAAACAGAUAAAUUAAUGAUUAGCAAUACAGUAUUUAAUAGAAAAGAUAUUGGAGUUAUUGGUUCAUUCAUAUUAUGGCUAUUUGGAAAUUUAAAUAUAAUCAAGUGGGAAGAGGAUAGUAAAGGUGUUGUUACUUGCAAUAAUCUUACAUUGAUUAAUUUUGUUCUUAUUAAAACUGGUCCAAUGAAAGAAUCUACACUCACAUUAACAUUACUGAUAAUUCAGGUUGUCAGCAGUUUGUUAGCAUUUGUUAUAAGAUACCCUCUUGCUUCAGUCUUCUAUGAUAUUUAAAAAAAAUGAACAAGUGAAAUACAAUAUUAUUUAUUAUUUCAUAAUGAAAUAAUAGAUUAAUUGUUAUACUUUUGGUACAAAAAUUUUGUAUUCAUAGUGUCACUGUACAUCCAUCGACCAUUGUAAACAAUGUAGAUAUUGCUUUAUUUUCAGGAAAUGAAUAUGUUCCUUUCUAGUUUGUAAGUUAUAUUAUAUUUUAUAUCUCAAAUUGUACAUAAUUUGAUUAAAAGUACUUUAUAAUAUAAUA